This is a messenger RNA of Volvox carteri f. nagariensis, 5416 nucleotides long. RefSeq lists its product as uncharacterized. The record is from RefSeq and is a predicted model, not a curated record. Bases 113 to 5416 code for a protein of 1767 amino acids. NCBI's taxonomy places the organism in Eukaryota, Viridiplantae, Chlorophyta, Chlorophyceae, Chlamydomonadales, Volvocaceae. The transcript has 19 exons.
CACCUUGCACUUUUUCACAAGUUACACCUCAACCUGCAAAUCCGGGAAAACUUGGACAUCUCCCAAGUGCAGUCUCUGGAGAGUCGAAGGACCUAUUAAGCCGUCAAAACCCAUGUCAAUCCUAGGGCCAAACGAUCGCCGGCCCGAAGUGCAGUUACAUGGCUCUACAGUCGCACACCUUCGGACGUGGCGAACGGAGUACGUUGAUGAAUACAGUGCGCCUAAGCUGGCGGAGGGAGUGCCGGCUGUGCGCGAGCAGAUGGAGACCAUAAACGCGCAUGUGAGGACCCUGCAGGCGGCACACAGUCAGCCGAACGGCGCCACCGACCCCCUGCCAAAGGGCUUCCCGCCCGCAUCCACGAUGAGACACCCAGGGGAUUCGCCUAUUGGUACAAUGACCCGCGGGUCAGGGGCCGUGACGUCGCUCAAGGAUUCUGUACUGUACGGCCAGGAGCAAACAUGGGCACACUGGCGCGUUGCGGUGGACGGAAAGCCGCAGGAUACAAGGCGGAAGUACCGCGGCGUUAAAGUUUGGCUGGGUGACAAACGGGACCACUACUACAUCCUGUCGCGUUUCCUCAUCAGUCGAAGCCUCACAAUUACCAAGAUUCCGAGCACGAAGGCAGUAAAGAUUGCUUUGGACUUGAAGAAGCACCUGGUAGAUCACGACAAGCUCAGCGUUAGCCAGGAUGAGCUGGAGGGGACGCUGUUUUCGCUCAUGCGGGAAAAAGGGUACGGCCAGCCGUACAUUGAUUGCUAUCGUACUGUGUCGGAGUUUUACCAACUACGGCAACCCCUGGUCAUCAUUCUAUGCGGCGCGCCGUGUACGGGCAAGUCCACGAUCGCGCAGCAGCUGGCAGCUCGGCUCAACAUGCCCAAUGUGUUGCAAACAGAUGUCAUAUGUGAGCUCAUGCGACGUGGUGCUGGGGGCCCUCUGUGUCCCCGACCGCCGUGGUCACGUCCUGUGGACAGCAACGACCUCACCAUCGCCUCGGACGCAGCGGCGACUGGGUUGGCCAGGGCCAGCACCCGCGACCCAUGGGACAUUGAAGAAAACCCACGCCCGGUACGACAAGAUGCCCAAUUCUCACCGCCGCCAGGCGCUGGAGGGACAGCAGAGGGAUGUGGAGGUGGCGGCGACGGCGACGGCGCCGCCGUCAGCAACAAGAGCAACAACGGCGACAGCGGUACGGCAUUCGUCCGCCAGUGUAGCGAUGGCUGCGUCGCCGCCGCAAAGCCAGUGGCGGCGACGCGGGUAGCGGUUGGGACGAAGUGCGCAGGGGAUCUGCAGGAGGGGCGUAAGAGGGAGUUGUGCGAUGGUUGGGACAGAAGCGGUGGCGAUGGUGGCGGCAACAACGGUGGCGGCGGCGGCAGUAGCACGUCUAUGGAUGCCUGGUUGCUGUCGGAGUUUCAGAGCGAGUGUCGCCAUGUACGGCGGGCACUCCAGGGGGACUUUAACAAGGCCCUCCAGGACGGCAAGCCGCUGAUCCUGGAGGGCGUCCAUUUGGAUCCGGGGCAGCUGCUCAGGGAGCUGCAGGAUCUGGGUAUCGUCAUCCUGCCUGUGGAGCCCCCGCCAGCCACACCCGUCAGCAGCAGCAACCGGAGUGAUCAGCGCUCCCCGCCGCCCCAGCUGGUGAGUCAGGGCAGUGCAGCCGGGUGGGGAGACUUAGCCGCCGCAGCCGCCUCCGUGCCUGUCGUCGUCGGAGCGGCAUUUGAUGGUGCGGGAGGUGCUGAUGAAGGGGAGGAGGAGGAGGAGAAACUCGAUCGACGCAGCGGCAGCGGCGGCGACAGUGAAAGGGAGGGCGAGAUCCGCGGUUCGACGUGGGGGCUGCGACGGUGGCAGCCAUCGCCGCCUCCGUUGGGUGCAUCCGACGGGCGGCAGCAGCAGUCGCCGCAGCCGGAACUAUCGCCGCCGCCGCCGCCGCGGCUGCCGUACACGCGGACGUGUGCAAAGCAUGUGUCUUGGGGCUGCCCGGCGAAUGGUGGCGACGUCCCGGGGGCCAGUCUGGGAGAGAUCCCGCGGGGGGCCGCGGGUGAGGAAGUGGGAGGAGGCGAGGGGGGAAAGACGCGCGAGGCGGCGGGGGCGGAGGAUGCUGACAAGGCGGGGGAGGAAGGGCAUUCCCGAGACGGUGAGGAGGAGGAGGACGAGGACGGGCGUAGGAGCGGAAGUGGAAGCGGAUGCGGCGGUGGCGGUGUUGGUGGCGGCAGCGCUUUGCGCCGGCGGCGGCGGCGCGCGGCGUUGCGAGCGGCGGCGACGGCGGUGCCGCAGCGGCUAUCACAGAUCCGUCCGUCGGCUUCGGCAGCGCCGCAGGUCAGGGUCGCGGCGGCGGUGGCGACGCCGCCGAAGCCGACGGCGGCGGGGGCGGGGGCCGUACCUCCUUCGGGGAUGACAUCGAGUGCUACGGAGAGGCAUCGGGGAUUGGAGGAACGGGGAGACGGCGAUGAGAGCGGACGCGUACGGCAACACGCAGUCUCAUUGACCCACGGGUCAUGUCUCGCAGCUGCUCCCGCCACGGCCCCGGGGUUGACGGUUGACACGGCGGCGGGCGAGCUGGAUGAGCGGGACAGCCUGGAGCGAUGUAGGUACGGCAGGCAGGUUGUUGUACGACACGGUUACACAUGCUACGACCUCGACGAUGGAGCGUCUGACGUCAACAACUAUGGCGACGCCGACACUGACGGCGCCGUCAGCGGCGGCAGCUCGCCGCUGCGCGGCGCGUCACCAACUCCGCCGUCCCCGCCGCCGCCGCCGCCGCCAACCUCAUUGGAUAAUCUCAACGAUGCGCUUCCGCCGCUCCGUCGGGCGAAAUCCCACCCGGCCCUCUUCACCGCUGACAGUUCCGCCGCGGCACCCGUCGACCUGCAGGAAGGGGAUCCGUCGGCGGAAAACGAGGUCGUACAUUCGGCGGCGGACAGGGCAGUACGGUGGCCCAGUGGGUUGCAGUGGGCUGAUGGGGGGGACGAUGGCGGCGGCAGCGGCGGCGGCGGCGGCGGCGGGAGCAUGUUUAGCGCCGCCGCACAAACCACGCCAAGUGGUGAAGUGGACACCGUGGCGGCGGCGCCGCCGCCGCCGCCGCCACCACCGCCGCCAGUCUUGCGGCGUCCGGAUCGGUCUCGGAGCCACCAGCUGCUGUAUUCAGCGGCAGUGACGGCGACGGGGCCACCAGGCCCCCCUCCCCAGGCGCUCCCUCAUCCGCUGCCGUACCAUCUCCAGCAGUCACCCGCCCGGGAAGGUGGGGGGUUGGAUGUGAGUGGAAGGGGCUUCUGUCGCAACGGCAGCCUCUCCUCGAUGGAUAUGCUCAGCGUCAGGAACAGUCUGGCUGGUAUCCUCCGCAUGGGCAGUGUGGCCCACGGGUCGCGGCACAGCCCCUCACCUCGAAUACACCGUGGGGGGCUGCCGGGCCGCGCGGGUAGCAGCUGCGCCACCUCCCCCGACACCGCCGCCGGCCCCACCCCCGUCGCCCACGUCCUCACCCGGGUCGCACCGCCGCGCACCACCGGCACCGCUGCAGCCGCCCACACACCGCCCGCGCACCUGGCGCCUCAUGACGUACUACUGCUACAACAACAACAACAACAACAACAGCAGCCGGGACUGCCGCCGCCGCUGGUGCCGUCACAGCAGCCCCAGCCGCCGGAGCGGCAGCAGCUACAGCCGCUGAGGAGAGGGCAGCAGCAGGACGCGAUUUCGCAGGACGCACCACCGGCGAAACACCAGUACCAGUACCAGCACCAGCACCAGCAUCAGCACGUACAGAAGCAGCAGCUGAAGCUGACGCAGGAACAGGAGCAGCCGGGAGGCAAUCCAAGGGGCGGCGGUGCCGCCAUCGGAACUGCCGGAGAUACUGGUGACGAGGAGGACGGUGCGGGUGCGGGUGAUGGGAAUGCAGGUGGUGGUGAAGGUGGUGGUGGUGGUGAAGGUGGUGGUGAAGGUGGUGGUGAAGGUGGUGGUCAUGGCGAUGUGGGGGUUGCAGGGGGCGCGCUGCCGGGAGUGGUGCGGGUGCGGGUUCAGGGCUGUUCGGUGCCCGGGGGGGAGGAGGCGACGGAGGGCGGUGCCGUGAUACCGCCAAUGGAAGCGAGAAGACGGAAUGCGGCCGCCGCCGCCGCCGCAGCGGCAGCGGUGGCGGCCGCGGCCUCGGCAGGAGAAGUGGCGGCGGUAGCAGUGGUAGUAGCGGAACGGGUGUCUCUGGACCGCCGUGAACCAGAAGUUGCUGACGCGGACCGGAGCCCCUGGGUGACCACCGAGCCCGAGCAGGACUCGGGGGGUUGCAUGCGGCCACAACGACGGCAACCGCAGGAGGCGCCGCACCACCAUCACCACCACCACCACAACCCCCAGCAGGAACAGCAGCAGGAGGGGUGCCCGCAAGAGGUGGAGGAGCCGCCAGCCGGGGCCACCGAUGGAGGUGCUGGAGGGGGAGCGGGAGGGGGAGGGGGGGCGUCUCUUCCGCCCCUCUUCGUGCCAAUAGUGUUGCGAAUGAGCGAGGCCGACCACCGUCUGGCUCUUGAGGACAAUACGGCAGUGUACGACAGGGGCGGCGCUGGCGGCGGCGGGGGCGGUGCUGGCGGCGGCGGCGCCGACAGCACCCGCGCCACCAUUGCCACUGGUGACAUGGUGCUGGCGGGGCGGGGGGUCGCGGCUGUGGGCGGUGGGGAGUGCGAGGGCCCGGGAGUGGAGGAGGUGCUGCGGAGGGCCCAGUCCAUUCAGCGGUACCUGUGCGGCUUUGAAUGCCAGGGUAUGCCGGUAGUCAACGUCCAGUACGGCAACUUCAAUGAGGCGCUUGACGUACUGCACGAGUACGUCCUCAUGUGUAUCCAGGUGCUAGCACAACACGCUGCAGCUGACACAUCCUCAUCCAUGCACAAGUCAAACACGGGGAUGCAGUACACGCCGGAAAGUGGCAAGAUGGAUGCCGAUGGCGCCGCUGAGGACGAUGCCGCCGCUGGCGCUGCCGGCGAUGGCAUUGGCGUCGCAGCUAGCGAUGUGGAUGCAGGUGCAGGUGCAGGUGGAGAUGCCGCUGGCGAUGCGGGCCAUAGCGACCGCAAUGCCGAUGGCGGCCGUGGCAAGCCACGCUGCGACCCGCAGGUCGUCGCCGUCCGCUCACUGGCGCUGCGCUUAAAGUGCUUUCCUGCCACUGGCGGCGCCGCCGCUGCUGACAUAGCCGGCGCCGCUGCUGCCGGCAUUAACGCCGUCUCGUCUUUGUCAGCAGCUUGCAGCACUGAUAACUUACAGGACCUCCAACUCGCUGUGGAAACCUUCCGCCACGAUCUCAGCCACAUGCCAGCAGUGGACGCCCUCCGCGGCCACUCGGCUGGCGGGGGUACUGCCGUCAGCGCCAGUCCGGCCGUGGUAACCGUUUGCGGCCAUGUCGCAGCUGCGCCGCUGCGCGGCGCGCGAAAUUCGGGCAUCGGCUGA